This is a messenger RNA of Aureococcus anophagefferens, 1146 nucleotides long. RefSeq lists its product as hypothetical. The transcript has a single exon. The record is from RefSeq and is a predicted model, not a curated record. The coding region runs from base 1 to 1146 and encodes 381 amino acids. Lineage: Eukaryota; Pelagophyceae; Pelagomonadales; Pelagomonadaceae.
AUGCGCCCUACAUUCGCCACAUCUUUGGCCCUCUGGGCGGCAUCGACAACAUGCGCAUUCCAUGGCCCGACGCGCAGAUCCGCGACGUACGCGCUGCGCGCCGAAGCCCCGACGAAGACGGGCGUCGGCACGCCGCUCUUCGACAAGCGCGUGUCCGCCGACGCGCCGCGCGCGUCGGCCGUCGGCGCGGCGGAGAGCGCGCGCACGGAGCGCCUCGUCGCGGACCUGCAGUCCGCCGCGGGCGAGGCGAACAAGCAGACGUUCGCCGGGGCCGCGGGCCGCGCGCUCGCGCUCGCCGUCGCCGGGGGCCUCGCGUUCGCGCCCGUCGCGUGCGGGCUCCGCACCCUGGUCAACGACGAGGGCCUGGCGGUGCUCGCCAACGACGAGGGCCAGUACUUCCAGAACUACGUCAACGCCAUCAACGUCUUCUUCGCUUUGCUGCUCGCGAACACGUUCAACUGGCUCUACGGCCAGCAGGAGCAGCUCUUCAUCGCGCUCUUCGGCGAGGUGAGCGUCGCCAAGGCGCUGCUCGAGCAGGUCGCCUUCGUGAGCCGGGGCCGGCCGGCCUACGCGGCGGAGCUGCUGGGCUACGUCCGCGAGUACGUCGACGACGACCUCACGGCGAUCGACGACAAUCCCGUGAGCCGGCUCGUGGGCGGCGAGGGCGCGCGGAAGCGCGACGCGCUCGAGCGCGUCAUGUGGCUCACGUCCGUGGGCGAGCCCGGGCACAUCUACGACAGCGUCAAGGCGCUGCGCGAGGCCCGGGGCCGGCGCCUCGGCGCGCUCCAGCGGAAGCUGCCCCUCGCGCACUUCGCGCUCCUCGCGGUGCUCGGCGCGCUCGUGCUCUGCCUCUUCCCGCUGCUCGCCGCGGCGACGGGCGCCGCCGUGGCGGCCGGCGACGGCCUCCUCGAGGUCCAGGCGGUCCUCUUCGCGCUCAUGACGUUCGCCAUCGCGCUCACGCUCGACCUCCUCUACGCGUUCUGGGUGCCGUCGGGCUCCGCCUACAACGUCGACGGCAUCCUCCGCGUCAUGGUCGCGGGCCUCGACGCGGAGAUCGACGACCGCCUCGCGGACGCGCGCGGCCGCUCGGAGCGCGACGAGUUCUUCGCGGACGCGCGGGGGCUCUCGGACUACGAGCGCUACUAA